Hyla sarda is the source of this 4356-nucleotide messenger RNA. RefSeq names its product interleukin 31 receptor A (gene IL31RA). Gene Ontology annotation, molecular function: cytokine binding; cytokine receptor activity. The record is from RefSeq and is a predicted model, not a curated record. Gene Ontology annotation, cellular component: signaling receptor complex; external side of plasma membrane. The transcript is spliced from 16 exons. Bases 236 to 2605 code for a protein of 789 amino acids. Gene Ontology annotation, biological process: cytokine-mediated signaling pathway. NCBI's taxonomy places the organism in Eukaryota, Metazoa, Chordata, Amphibia, Anura, Hylidae.
UGUGCGCUUUAUUCUUGUGCUUUCUUCUUUCCCCAGCAGGAUACAGUCUCUUGCUGCAAUCCUCUCUGUUUCCUGGAUGUUUUGAAACAAACAGCGCAUUGUGCAACUUCCCAUUUUUCUCUUUUUUUUGUUUUUGUUAACUGUAAUAGAGUUUCCUCCAGUGUGACCAGCCAUUAUAACAGUGCAAAGAAUACUGAAUACAGUCCUGAAAAAUGAGAUCAUCAUUGCAGGUGGGAUGGAGAAAGUGUCUAGCUGGAUGAUGUUCUGCUGUUUGCCCUGGAUUUUACUAUUAGCUGCCGCACCAAUAACAGGUGCAGGCUCUAUAUUUCCUCGAGUGAAGUUUGUUCUCAGAGGAUCUAAUGUCACCUUCUACUGUCGGCUGAACACCGCGGGUCUGAUACAAAACGUCCAUUGGAGUUUCGGAACAGACGUGGCCCUACAACCGGUCUAUGACAUUGUAAAUGACACGGUCAGUAAGGUCACCCUACCCAACCUGACGGCAGUCACCAUGAGUGUCACGUGCUCCAUCCGUACACCCAGCCUGCAGCAUCUGGAUAAAAUACACCUUACAACUGGAUAUCUUCCGGAAAUGCCCGAAAACGUUUCCUGUAUUUAUUUCCACAAACGAAACGUCACGUGCAGCUGGAACCCAGGAAAUGACCCCCAAAUCCCUACAACCUUUCACCUGACUGUGCUCAAUGAUGGCGGAAAGAAAUGCUCGACAGCCGCCAACUCCUGCUCCUUCCCCGUCGGCCGGGAAGACUUCGGAAGGGAAUAUAUUGCGCAAUUGUUGGUAGAAAAUGCACUGGGCAGCGCAGCAAGACGAUUCACAGUGAACACAGCAAAGAUAGUGAAAAUGGAUCCUCCUGAGAUUCUGUUCUUAAAACCACUUCCAGUUAAAGACCCAGCUUUCUUAAUGUCAUGGAGAAGACCGACGCUAGCACCUGAUGAACUAAAUGUGAAAUGUAGCCUACGCUAUAGGCAGCUACAGCAGGAUGGUCAGUGGCAGGACUAUACCCAUGACCUUAACAUGUGGAAAGACAAGGAAAUGAGCUACAAUCUCAGCGGACUCCAUGCCUACACAGAAUACGCAGUUUCCCUAAGGUGCAUUGGGAGCAGUGGUCAGAUAUGGUGGAGUGAGUGGAGUGCGGAGCUCACAGGAAGGACGGCAGAACAAGCUCCGACUCACAGUGUGGAACUCUGGAGAGUGAUCGACUCCACGGAGAAAAAACGUCUUUUAUUCCUGAUGUGGAAGGAGAGAUCCGGUAUACGUCCAGCUGGGAUUACACAGGGCUAUGACGUGCAAUGGUUUUCCGAGGACGAAUCCUUUGACUCCGGGAAUAUUACCACAACUAACCGUGAAAUGAUGUUACAUAUAUCGGAGGAGGCUUAUAUUGUAUCUGUGGUGUAUUUCAACUCUGCAGGGCGCUCUCCGAAGGCCGUGUUAAGGAUCCCGGCCACCAGGGAGAAGGCUCGGGAAGUGAUCUCCACUGUCCAGGUAGCCGCAGCUGAAGGCGAAAGCGCAAUUUUGACCUGGACGGUUACUGAUUUGCGCUACCGAAGAUUUGUGCUAGACUGGUACCUCGAUUCUGGAGUCGGCUUCUGUAAUAUAUCUUUUCAGUAUGUGGAGAAUUCCUCAACGUGGACGAUUGAGAAAGGAACCCUGGAACCAUAUAAACGUUACAAGAUUUCAGUGUACCCAAUACUAGAGAACAGUACGGAGGCUCCCGCUACCACAUACUUCUAUAUCAGAGAAAAAGCUCCUCUUUGUGGUCCUACUGCUAAAGUAGUGGAACUGAAAAAGACUGAGGUGACAAUAAGAUGGAAUCCACUCAGGCCGAAUGAAACGAACGGCUUUAUCACCGCCUAUAGUAUCUUCUAUACACCCGUACAUGGAUCUGAAUCUGUGGUUACGGUGAACAGUGACGUCUAUGAAUGUUCUCUGCGCUCGCUGAUGCCGAACACUCUCUACAGCGCCUACGUUGUAGCGUUCAACAGAGCUGGGAAUGGAAGCGGAGACCACAUUCAGUUCCACACCCUGUCAGACAGCAGCGAAUAUAUCGGAGCGCUGGCUGGAACAUUGGGGACGUGUUUGCUGCUGCUGUUGGUGCUUGGAAUUACAUAUAAAUACAAGAAAGAAAAGAUCAAAAACCUGUUAUGGCCCAAGGUACCUGACCCAUCCUACAGCAGCAUCUGUGACUGGCCCUCAGACUGGCUGCAGACUCUCCAACUUCUGGAUCCAGUGUGGACAGAUGGGGCGCUUCACUCCGGAAACCUCCAGAUUCUCCAUGCUGUGUAUGUAAAUGAUAGAAGGGACAGGGAGCUUCUACUUCUGGACUCGUGGAGCAGCACCCAGGACAAGGUGUCCCUGGACGAGUCCUCCAUAGUGAUGCAUUAUGCAGCCACAGAGAAGCAGCCGGAGCCUUGUUUGUUGCUUCUCGAUUCAGCGGCAGAGACCUGCAGCUACUCCCGAACUGCAGCAGAGAGUAGUACGCCACUGGAUCUGGUCUAUAGAGAAGAUUCUGCCACAUUUAACCCUUACUUGAAAAAUUCUGUACAGACCAGAGAAAUGUUACACAUGACACAUGAGGGCACUAACAGGUAGAACACAACACAGAAACACUGUAAAAGGUAUAAUGAUGUGCAUUGGGAAGACCCACAAAGCCUGCCCCCCUAAGAGUAAAAUGUUACCAAAAUUAAAAGGGUUAAACAUCGCUGAUUUCUUCCUAAAACAGCACCACUCCUGUCCUCAAGCUUGUGUGGGAUAUUACAGCUGAGGACAAUUGUGUUGCUGUUUUUGGAAGAAAUCAGCUGAUUUUUUCUUUUUUUUUUGGAAGUUUGAAAUGACUCUGCUUAUUCAGUCAAAGUCUAUACUGCAAAGGUUAUCUCAUGAUAAGCAGCAGGGUAAGUUACUGACUGCUCUAUCGGUGGCCAAGAGCAGACAGGACAGUAAAACUCUUAACAGAAUUAUGCUCUAUACAGCUUCCCUGUCACACUAUAUAGGUCAUCACUUCUUGAGGAUUAUAUUGGCUUAAAGGGGUACUCCGCCCCCAGACAUCUUAUCCCCUAUGCAAAGGAUCAUGGGGUGGUUUGCCACUGGGGACCCCCGUGAUCUCCCUGCUGCACCUGGUGUUCAUUUAGAGCGUCGGGUGCAGCUCCAGAAGCUUGUGACUUCACGGCCACGUUCUCUCAAUGUAAGUCUAUGGGUGACGUCACGAGCCUCCGCCCCGCAUCGCCAGUCAUCCGGAACGGAGUGAAGUUCGCUCUGUGCACCUGAUGUCUGGGGUGCCGCAGCCGAGAUCGCGGGGGUCCCCAGCGGCGGGACCCUUGCUAUCAGACAUUUUAUCCCUUAUCCUUUGGAUAAGAUGUCUAGGGGCGGAGUACCCCUUUAAAGAUACUUUUUCUGUUUACCUCCCAUUUUUGCAGCUACCAUGUAGUGUAUGAUAUAUAGUUCUACUCCAGCUGUUGUGAAACGACAACUCCCAGAGGCCAUGUAGUUUUCCUGACUGCUACAGUCCUUUCAGGCUUCAUAAGUUACAGUAAACAGAUUCCUCCAUCAUAUUUCUGUAAAUAUUCUAUUAUAUCUUUUUAUGUGACAAACACUGAAGAAAUGACUCUGCUACAAUGUACAAAGUAGUGAGUGCACCGUCUGCGCAAGGCUAGGUUCACACGUUUUUACAGUUCCCGUAUCAGGUUUUUUAUUAAAAAAAACGGAUUCCUCAAAACCUGACUAAACUGUAUCAAAACGUGUGUGCAAAUUUUUAUCUGUAUGCGGUUUGAAAAAUGAUGUCUGGUGGCAUCAGUUUUUUAAGAAAAAAACAUAUACGUUUUUAACUUUUCACUCCAUUAUGAAUAAAGUUUCACUUGUCUGAUUGAAAUUCCAAGAAAAAAAAAACGGUGCUAAGUCAAAAACCGUAUGGAACCGUACGCACAUACGGUUCUGUACGGUUCCCAUUGACUCCCAUGUUAAAAUACAAAGUAUACAGUUUUUCACCCGGACGAAAAACCGUGGUAGGCCACGGUUUUCUGUCCAGAAAAAAAAAAAAGUAAAAAAACUGUAUGGUUUGAAAAACUGAGGCAACAGUAUACAUUAUGGUGCAUACAGUUUUGAAUGGGAAGUCUAUGGGCUCGGUUUUCUGUACCGUUACAUAUGAGUUUUUCUUUUAUGAAAACCGUAUGUCGAAACCGUAUAACAAAAGCGUGGUGUGAACCCACCCUAACAGUGUUUAAUGUUGUAUCUGCUCAAAAUAACUUUACACACCAAUAGGCUAUAUACAGCUUCCCUGCCACACUAUAGGGAAGAGGGCUACAGUAACCAUUAAUGGCUGUAUGUUUCAUUAUACUGUCCUGCCUGCU